Messenger RNA from Emiliania huxleyi CCMP1516, 645 nucleotides. RefSeq lists its product as hypothetical. The record is from RefSeq and is a predicted model, not a curated record. Lineage: Eukaryota; Haptophyta; Isochrysidales; Noelaerhabdaceae. Gene Ontology annotation, molecular function: kinase activity. The transcript has a single exon. The annotation marks the transcript as partial.
AUGAUGACUUGCGUCGUAGCGCUCGCCUGCGCCGCCCUCCUCGUCGCGCUCAUCCUCGCCGCGCACCGCCUCAUCGACGCCAUUGCCUGCGCCGUCAGCCGGCGGCGUCUGCGUGCCAAGGUCGCCGCAUGGACGCCGCCGGCAGUCUCCUGGAUUGCAAGACAGCAGAGUGUGGUGGUGAUCGUCAACCCAAACGCCGGCGCUGGGUGGGGCGACUGCGUCUACGAGGACGUCGUACGGCCGAUGCUGCGGCGCGCGGGCGUCGAGCACGAGGUCGUGAGAACAACGUGCGCCGGCAUGGCCGAGCGCGAGGCUGCUGAGCUCGCCUCACGCAAGGUACCGGUCGACUGCGUACUGAGCGUCUCAGGCGACGGGCAGCUUCACGAAUGCCUCAACGGGCUGCGCGGCGGCGGCACUGGAGGCCGCACCGCGCUGGCAGUCGUCCCGGCCGGCACCGGCAACGGCAUGAGCGACACGUGCUUCGGCCGCGGCAGCGACGCGUUCGAGGCCUUGUGUUCGAUCCUGUGCGCGUCUGGGCCGACGCCUGUCGACGUGAUGCGCCUGACGUACCCCGACGAGCCGGCGCGGACGCCGCGGCACGACCUGCACUUCUUCUGCUGGGCCGCCUUUGCGGACCACGACUAC